UACCUACUAGUAACCUAGCUAGAACGGGCACACAUGUGGCUCUCUUGCACAUCAUAUUUCCAUCUUUUUACAGAAUCUUGUUUGGAAUCAUUGCUCCUCCCUUCCCCAUCUCAUUCACCCCAUGGAUCUAUAAAUCUUGGUCAUUCCACCCAUCAACCACUGUAUAGACCUGCACCAUCAUCUAAAUUCUACCGGCAUACUUAUUCUCCCACCAUAAACCCCUCCUCAACCCUCACUCUCUCGCUCCCUGUGCGCGCGGCACACACCACUCUUCUCCUUGUUAGCAGAGGGCUAGCUAGCUCAUCCCCCACAGUCCUUAUGCUGAAUCUAGCACCAUUUGAGACGCCGCCUCUUGGAAGGCAGGAGAGACCAACUAAUACCAUCGUCACCGCAACAGCGGCCAUCGCCAGGGGAAACGAAGAAAGCUCCAGCAACACUUGCCUCCAGCACGGACAUCUGGACCUCAGCCUUGGCAUCUCCUUGUCUCAUGGCGGCGGCGGCGGCGGCGGCAGCUGCGACGCGUCCAGCUGUGGCGGAAACAAGCAGGAUAGCUAUGGCGGUGGGCAGGGCAGCCGUGACGACAAGGACAACAACGUCCGUCGCAUGACCAGCUGCAUCGGCGGCACCGCCACUGCCAACGUGAUUACCGCAGGGCACAGCAGCCUUGCUGGUGAUUUGACAGCAGCACCAGGAGGAGGAGGUGGUGGCGGCUGGGCAGCGGCGUUCAUGCCGAGCCCGACCGGGUUCAUGCAUCCAUGGAGCCUCGCCGCACGGCAGCAGAAGGCUGCUGCCGAGCAAGACCGGACGCCUCCUGCCACUUACCUGUCAAGUGAUGACCGCGUGGUCACUUCGCCGUCGGCCGUCGGCUGGCCGCCGGUGCACACCUCGCGGCGCAACAUCGUCAGCGCCAUGCACGUAAUAACCAACAAGCAGACCGCUGGCGCCUCCAGCGCCGUCGCCGGAAACGGCGGCACACCACCCGGAAGCACGACGACAGCCACGCACACCGGCGGCGGCGAGACGAACGGGGCGGCGGCGGCGGCGCUGGCGGCACGGCCAGCGCUGGCGGCCAGCAGCAUGUUCGCCAAGGUGCACAUGGAGGGCUACGCGAUCGGCAGGAAGGUCAACCUCAGGGCCCAGGACGGCUACGACUCCCUCUCAAGGACGCUCACCAAUAUGGCAACCAACUUCUUCUGCCCCGCAGACUGUUCAGGCGCGGCAGAAAAAGACGCUCCAAAGAGUGACAAGUUCAUAUUCCUGUACGAAGACUUCGAGGGCGACCGAAUGUUGGUUGGUGACGUCCCAUGGGAAUUGUUCCUUGCGUCUGCUAAAGGAUUGUACAUCGUCCGAAAACCCAGCAUCAGGCGACAAAGGUCGGGGUGAAGGUGACAGAAACUAUAAAGCCGAAGAACCAACGACCAACGGCUGAUGAUGCAGGCACUCUCUUCAAGCAAGUGUGGUCGCAAGGACAGGAGCAUAUAAAUAUAUAUGCACUACAUGCUAGGACAUCUUCUUGGUUUUGGCAUAUAUAUAGCUCCGAAUUACAUUUCUUCUGCUGGUACUAUAUAUUUAAUAGUAAGGUAGUUAGUAGAGCUAUGUGAGUUAUGUUGUACUGUUGGUGUUUCCUGAUAUCAAUGUGCAUAUAGUUUUGAUCGCUUUGUAAUGGGGGGAAAAAUCUACAAAAGGCCGGAAGAAACAUGCUCACAUUGGUCUCAACAAGUCAACGGUGAUAAAUAAGGCAGAUAUAUUAUGACUUGUUAACCA
Zea mays is the source of this 1764-nucleotide messenger RNA. RefSeq lists its product as uncharacterized. The coding region runs from base 34 to 1383 and encodes 449 amino acids. Gene Ontology annotation, cellular component: nucleus. The transcript is spliced from 5 exons. The record is from RefSeq and is a predicted model, not a curated record. Gene Ontology annotation, biological process: regulation of DNA-templated transcription. NCBI's taxonomy places the organism in Eukaryota, Viridiplantae, Streptophyta, Magnoliopsida, Poales, Poaceae.